AUGGCCACACCAAACAGAUGUUCAAUGUGCCGCAACAGCAAAAGAUCAGGAACAUGUCUCUGUGCAGGAUGCAAAGCAUAUUUUUGCAGAAAACAUUUUACUGAUCAUCAUGCUGGAUUACUCAACGAAUUGAAUGUAUAUAUAGAAGAGCACAAUGUUUUACAAGAGUUAUUCAAUAAUAGUGAUUAUUACGAAGAUACUCGCAGUGAUAUCAUCUCACAAAUUGAUGAAUGGCAACGAAUUAUGAUUGAGAAAGUAAUGCAAGUUGCUGAACAAACUCGUCAACAAGUUAAACUAUCGAGUCCUAGACGAACUGAUGUUACAACGAGAUUCAAGAAAUUUUCUGAAAGACUUACUCAUCUCAAACAAACCGAAGAUUUAGUUGAAGAUGAUUUAAAACAACUCAAAGAUACUAUCUUUGAACUUAAACAUGAGAUGAAUCAAAUGAAUGAACCAAGUUCAGUUGAGCUACACGUCGAACAAGAUGAUCAAAUUCAAUGGGAUCGUCUUAUAUCCGUAAAACGAAAAUCUAUGACUAAUAAAAACAAACAACAUCAACUAGCAGCUACAGGUAAGAAUAUGUUAGUUAGCUGGUCUUAUUUGGUCAGUGGAAACAGACGAUGGGCGUGUGCAUCAGCCUUAGAAGAUCAAAUACACAUGCCACCAAAAAAUAAGCCACGUGAUAUUACACGUGUGCUUAUUAUGGGUGCGGGUCCAACAGGUCUUCUAAUGGGUUGUCUCAUGCGUGACCAAGGUGUGGCAGUUACUAUAGUAGAAAAACGAGAAGAAAUGACACGAACACGAUGUGUUAAAUUAAUGGGAGAAGUUCUUUCAUCAGAUUAUGCUGCUGGUGGAAUUAAUUUAUUUUCCGAAACUCAAAUUGAAGAACGACACAAAGCCAUCGAAUCUAUGUCUCCAAAACUUUUUCAAAAACUUACUAGUUGGCUUGGAAUAUGUACACCACUUCAAAAUAUUCAAAAAGCUCUGCAAGAAUAUUUCACAACAUCAGGUGGUCAAAUUGUAGUAGGUGCUCAAUAUGAUAUUAGUAAAAAUAUAGAUUCACUUCGACAUUAUCCUGAUACUCUUAUCGUUGAUUGUACAGGUUAUCAUUCUGUCUUACGCAAUCAUAUUCAGCCAGAUAAUAUGAACGGUCAAUUGAUUGAAUAUGUACUUAUAUGUACAUUUACAUUUGAUGAUAGAUAUGAAUGUAAUGAAUUAUGUAAAUAUUAUAAGAAUAGAAAUACAAGAAAAUAUCAAGUUAUUCCAUCAAUUGAUGAUACGUAUAAAAUAGGAAAAAGACAAACAUUGGUUACCUGUUUAAUAACAAUCGAUGAAACUCUAUUUAAAGAAAUGCCGAAAAAAGAAUCUAUAACUUAUAAUUAUUUAAAGAAAAGUCAUCGCGAUAUUUAUGAUGAUUUAAAUAUUUUUCUUAACAAUCUUUCAUUUGGACAAUUAGCUAAAAUUCAUUUUGAUACAAUGGAAUUUGUUGCACUUCCUUUACAAAUGUAUCGUGCGAGAAAAACAACAUUUAGUGUUAGUGAUAAUGAUCUUAAUCAACAUUGGAUAUUAUUAGGUGAUGCAGCAAUGGGUGGUCCUUAUUUUCAAUCAAUUAGUAUGGGUUAUGAAGCAGCUAUUUAUUUAGCUUAUCUUAUUGAAAAUAUAGAUAGUAAUGUUGAAUUGCUGAUGACUAAAUAUGAAAGUUAUAUGGAGAAAUUAUGGUUAGCACUUCAAAUACGUUCAAAAGAUAUUCAACGAAAUAAACAAAUUUUACAGCAUAUGUGUGCAGAUGAUCGAAAUGCUAUUUUAGAAAAUAUUAAAGAUGUCAAAGUGGUACAAGUUGAUAAUAAUUAUGAUUUAUCUCGAUAUAAAUAUAAGUGUCCUCAUCAUCGAUACUCUACUCGAAUUAUUUCACGAAAACCAUUGGUUAUCUAUAUUGAAAAGUUUCUUACUCUAAAUGAAAGGCAGCAUUUAAUUAAACUGGCCAGUGAAAAGGAAUUCAAACCUUCAGUACUCUCAAUAGCUGGUGAGGAAGACACUGUUAAUAAUUAUCGCACGUCAAGUACAGCAAUUAUCCAACGUCAUCAAACACCUAUUAUACAAUGUAUCGAGCGGCGAUUUGCUCAAUUUCAAGGUGGUGUUGAUGUCGAUUGUAUCGAACCAUUACAAGUAGUAAAAUAUGCAAACGAUCAACAGGUAGCACCUCACUAUGACUGGACGCCGCUUCUGAAAGAUAAAGUUGGUGGCCAACGAGUAACAUCAUAUUUUAUCUAUCUACAAGCCAAUUGUUCCAUGGGUGAAACUGAAUUCCUUGCGAUUCGAUUCAAUAGAUCAUUACAUGAACGAUUCUGUGAUAUCUUAUUUUGUGAUGAAAAAUCCACUGAACGUGGCAUUCGAUUUCGACCAAUACCAGGAAAUGCAAUCUUUUUCUAUAACAUGGAUGAGUAUGGACGAGUUGAUUACUUGACAACUCAUGCAGGUCAUCCGCCCGGUGAAAAUGGUACCAAAAUUGGACUGAAUGUUUGGACACGUGUAGAUAAAUUACCCUUGUUUGCUAUAGAAUAA
Adineta steineri is the source of this 2562-nucleotide messenger RNA. The record is from the annotation of a GenBank genome assembly. NCBI's taxonomy places the organism in Eukaryota, Metazoa, Rotifera, Eurotatoria, Adinetida, Adinetidae.